AAUCCCCCCUCCUUCCAGCAUACCUGGAUGCAGGUUAGGCAGGUGAAGCGUCUCCCCGGAAACGGAGCUAGAGCGCCCCACCUGCUGGGUCCUGCCUGCUCAAAUCGGAUCCAGCACAGCCAGACUUCUCAUAAGGGCUCUAAGACGAGAACUGGGGCUUCCCUGUCCCACUCAAGCCCCUCCUGGACUAGCAGCUGGCACCUACAGGAUCUGUCUCUCCUGCUGCAGGAAGCCCGGCUCCUGGCCGGCAGCGCUAGCUUUAUUUUUACCUGGUGACCCAGCAGUGACAGCUGAGGCCAUGUGAGUCUGAUCCUGAAUGAGGCUUUAUCCGACUGUCCUCCGUCCAGUCAUCCACUGUGGCACCAGCUCCCUCGGACAGCCUGGAUGACAGAGACGGCCAGCACUAGAGAGGUGAUGGUAGCCAUAUUCUGGACAGAGAGGAGGAGACUGCGCCUCUAGCUGCCAACCAGGUGAUGGGGACACCCGGCCAUGAUAGACACCCUAUGAGCCCUGACAUUCAUCUUCUAACCUGACCCUGCCUGACCAAGCCAUGUCCCAAGAAGCCUCAGUGGCCAGGGGGCUGCCCCCAGAUGUGCUGGCAGAGCAGGUGGAACUAUGGUGGUCCCAGCAGCCCCGGCGCUCGUUGCUCUGUUUCUCCGUGGCCGUGGGCCUUGUGGCAGGCUGUGGGGCAGGUGGUGUGGCGCUGCUGUCCUCCACCAGCAGCCGCUCUGGUGAAUGGCGACUAGCCGUGGGCACUGUGCUCUGCCUGCUGGCCCUGAUGGUUCUGGUGAAGCAGCUGAUGAGCUCUGCCGUGCAGGAUAUGAACUGCUUACGCCAGGCCCAGCACGUGGCCUUGCUGCGCAGUGGUGGAGGGGCCGACGCCGUCGUAGUGCUGCUCAGUGGCUUUGUGCUGCUGGUCACUGGCCUGACCCUGGCUGGGCUGGCUGCUGCCCCGGCCCCAGCUCGGCCACUGGCUGCCAUGCUGUCCGUGGGCAUUACCCUGGCUUCCUUGGGCUCAGUCUUGCUGCUGGGUUUGCUGCUGUAUCAGGUGGGUGUGAGUGGACACUGCCCCCCGAUCUGUACAGCUGCACCCUCCACCCAAAACAGCCACGGUGGUAACAGCAGCAUCUUUAGCAUCUCAGGACAGUUGUCCUCUGGCCAGCGUCAUGAGACCACCUCCAGCAUUGCCAGCCUCAUCUGACAGAGAUGGAGCCCUUCUUCCCAUGACCUGACUCAGUGUCCCCGGAACUUGUGGCAGGCACAGGUUCAUGCAUGUAUGUGUGCCCCCCUGCCAUGGGAUUGCAUGGUAUGUGUUUAGGAGCAUGUGUGUACACACACAUCCACACCAUGAGGAGGUGAGUGAUGGAUGCCUCCUCGUGGCUGAAAUUUGUGUCCAUGGACUGUCAUGCUCUCUGCCUGGUUCUGGGGUCUCUAGGCACAUCUGGAAUUCCUGAAGACUUGACCUGUGUUUCCAAGACCUUACAACUCCAGCCUUGCCCUAUGACAUCAUCGAGGAUCUCCACAGAAGUGCUCGUUGCCUACCCAUGAAUACCCCCAGUGAAUGCUCUUUAGAAAGAGCAACUCUUGGCAAAGCAGAGGGAAAUGGCUUCCUGAUGAGAUGGACCUGGACCGGAAAUGCCUUUGAGCUUGUAACCUAGCAGCUGGGGCCUGGGUGAGGUGACUAUUAGCCUCUCUUGCUUCUGUUCUUAGAACAGUGUUACCACUGAUUUUUAGGAUUAAAUGCCAUUGUGAAUGACAUGUCUGGACUCCUGGAAAACGUGCAAUAAAAGGGUGACUACA
Messenger RNA from Mesocricetus auratus (golden hamster), 1800 nucleotides. RefSeq names its product transmembrane protein 125 (gene Tmem125). The transcript is spliced from 4 exons. The record is from RefSeq and is a predicted model, not a curated record. NCBI's taxonomy places the organism in Eukaryota, Metazoa, Chordata, Mammalia, Rodentia, Cricetidae. The coding region runs from base 551 to 1201 and encodes 216 amino acids.